ACAUCCACCAUGCCAGCCCUCCACACAGCCCGGCACGCGUUUCGAAGCCCACCGCUGACAGAAGCGCAAGUAGUUCGUUUCCACAAACUGGCCGACACGAGCGUGGCGAAGUUGGUUCGUCAUGCAGAGUUGCAAGACACCUCGAUUGCGUGGACUCGGGACAAAGCGCCGGUUCAUGGUGUGGAAAUGUUCAAAGGCACGGAUGCACUCGCACCACAAAGCACUCGCACAGCCGCGUGGACGACCGAGUUGUUUGGGACCAUCGACGAUGUCGCGGGAAUGUACAAGACAGAUAUUGCCGAUACAGAUGACCACCGCGCGUGCCAGGCCCCGCACCAGUUCCAAGCCGUCGAUGGUCUGCGCCUCUACUGCCUCGACAACACAUCGCGUCAAUACAUUGGCGUUCAUUACGUUGUGACGGAGCUUCCAAGCUUCAUGAACUUGAAGAACAAGUCGAUCGUUAAGCGGCGUGACUGGUGCUUCCUCGAGACGCAUACCCACUUUACUCUGGACGAUGGGAGGCGCGGCUGGGCGCGGGCGUUCGUGUCGAUCGCAUUGUCGUGCUGCCCUGACGUUGGGGUCGCCAUGGACAUUCUGCGAGGGAACAUUCUUUGCGGAGGGUUCAUCUUUGUCGAGAGCCCCGCCAAGCCAGACUACGUCCACGUGACCCAAUUGCUGCAAGUUGACUUCAACGGCAAACUGCACGGCCACGCGCUUGGGGAUUUCGUCGUCAAGUUGGACUUCCAGCGUCGUGCCAAAGCGAUGGCGACGAUGGACGCCCUUCUGCGAGGGUACCGACUCGGUCUGGCGCCGCUUCCAUCCGCUGUUGCACUGACGCCGCGGUCGACGAGACAUUCAUGUUGUCACUGCCGCACCAAGUUUGGACUCCUCGUUCCAAGCGACCACUGCCGAAAGUGCGGUCUUCUUCUGUGCUUCAAAUGCACCAAGGUGUGGACUCUGCGAGGCCAUGGCAGUUGCCCCGCGGUGGCCGUGCGGGUGUGUAAAAUAUGCUCACUCGGCCGACGUGUCCACCGUGAUGACACUGCAACGCCACGAAGUCAAGGAUGGCCAGGUGGAAGUUAUCGCGAUCGAAGCGCGAGCUUGGGCGUCCUGGAGAAGACUCGACAACUUGGCGACUUUGCCAUUGCUCGGACACCGACCUCUGGACGCAAACGAUGCCAUCCCCUUCAUAGCAUCCCGUCGGGUCGUCCAAGUGGCACCAUGACCGUUCGAAUGUCCAUGGAUCAAAGCUACUCCAUUUGGUCGCCGCUCCGCAAGUCGAUGGACACGGCUCAUCCCGAUGCGUUUUCGAGGCACUACCUCGAUUCAGCUGUCGCUUAGCCUACACGCCUCGGAAAACAAAUAUAAGUUAUUGUUGCA
Messenger RNA from Aphanomyces invadans, 1380 nucleotides. RefSeq lists its product as hypothetical. NCBI's taxonomy places the organism in Eukaryota, Oomycota, Saprolegniomycetes, Saprolegniales, Verrucalvaceae. The record is from RefSeq and is a predicted model, not a curated record. Bases 10 to 1341 code for a protein of 443 amino acids. The transcript is spliced from 3 exons. Gene Ontology annotation, molecular function: metal ion binding.